AUGUACCAACAUAGUAAGAAAUGCUUCACCAUCGAGUCAUUGGUUGGCAAAGAAGCGAAUUCCUCGACUGCAGGUGAAGAACCUGUCAGACCCACGGCGUUACGAUUCACGGAAUCAAUUCACCCUUCUCCCUUUGCGACUUGCUUUCAGAACUCCGGCAGGACCGUGUACAGUAGCCCGGAUAUGAUGUUCCCAGACCCGGGUACACACUCGACCAACACCGCUCUGUCUCUGCAUCCGCUCCAGUUGCCCUCCCAGCAUUUUUUCAACCCGCACCAGCGAGAGACUUUGAACUUCUACCCAUGGGUUCUUCGAAACCGAUAUCUUGGACACAGGUUCCAAGGUGAGGACAGCAGUCCGGAGAACUUGCUCCUGCACGGGCCCUUCUCCCGCAAGCCGAAACGCAUCCGCACCGCCUUCUCUCCCUCGCAGCUCCUGCGGCUGGAGCGCGCCUUCGAGAAGAACCACUAUGUGGUGGGCGCCGAGAGGAAGCAGCUGGCCAACGGGCUGUGUCUGACGGAGACGCAGGUGAAAGUCUGGUUCCAGAACAGAAGGACCAAACAUAAGAGGCAGAAGCUGGAGGAGGAGUCACCCGAGUCCCAGCAGAAGAGGAAAGGCAGCCAGCACGUCAGCCGUUGGCGUGUAGCGACCCAGCAGGGCAGCCCAGAGGAUAUCGACGUCAUAUCGGAGGACUGA
Molecule: messenger RNA, 696 nt
Organism: Megalops cyprinoides (Indo-Pacific tarpon)
Lineage: Eukaryota; Metazoa; Chordata; Actinopteri; Elopiformes; Megalopidae
Gene: emx3
Product: empty spiracles homeobox 3
Exons: 3
Coding region: 1-696 (231 amino acids)
Biological process (GO): regulation of DNA-templated transcription; brain development; neuron differentiation
Molecular function (GO): DNA binding; DNA-binding transcription factor activity, RNA polymerase II-specific
Source: RefSeq, a predicted model, not a curated record